AUGCCUCACGCUGAGAACUAUGACUCGACUGAGCCUAAGAAGCUCAUCCUUUGCUUCGAUGGCACGGGGAAUACCUUUAGUGGCUCUAAUGCGGAUACAAAUGUGGUCAAGAUUCUUCGCAAGUUGGAUCGUAACCAUCCCAGCCAGUUCCACUACUAUCAGACGGGCAUUGGUACCUAUGAUAUCAAUGAGCAGUCGGUGAACAAGACCUAUCUUGGUGAAUUCGCCAGUAAUAUUUCAAAGACAAUUGAUUCAGGUUUUGGAACUACUUUCGACGCUCACGUUAUUGCUGGCUACCGCUUUCUCAUGCGUUACUACGAACCUGGAGCAAAGAUCUAUGUCUUCGGCUUCAGUCGAGGCGCAUACACUGCCAAAUUCCUCGCCAGGAUGGUCAACAAGGUUGGCCUUCUUUGCAAAGGUAACGAGGAAAUGGUCCCUUUUGCCUACCGUCUGUACCAGCGCCAUCUCCAAGGCGAGAUAAAUGACAGCGAGAAUGCCCAGUGUGCCCACAAGCACGACAGCUCAGAGGCAGAUACUCAUCGCCCCGCUGACACUGUUCGUCUGCCCGGCCAGGACCCUUCUGAUGUCAGCAAGGAGACCAGGCAGGCUUCCAAUGAGAUUGAUGCUUUUAGCCAGACCUUCUGCCGUAAGGAGACAGACGCAGAUGGUGAGGAGGAAAAUAUCAAGGUGUUCUUCCUGGGCAUCUGGGACUGUGUUGCCUCUGUUGCUGUUCUGGAGCGUAAAGCUCGUAUGCCUGUUCCUGUUACCGGCACGGCUACUCAUGUUCGUCACGCCGUGGCUAUUGAUGAGCGCCGUGUCAAGUUCAAGCCUGCUCUUCUCGCCCAGGACAUCAGAGCUGCUAUCCACAACCACAAGCCCUCUGCCGAGGAAGACAUCAAAGAGGUCUGGUUCCCCGGUAACCACGGCGAUGUCGGCGGCGGCUGGCCCGUCCAGGUAGUAGAGGAGCAAAAGGUUAACUCCCAAACCCCCCUGCUAUCCGACACCAAUGGGGCAGCCCCCGAUGGAAAGCCUGAAGCUAAGAGGCUUUCCCUCUGGGGUCGUAUCAAGAACUUCUUCAAGACGUCGAGGGCUGACCAGGCGAGUACGGACGUCAACGACGAUUGGCUGCAGAUGAGUGACAUUCCUCUUGAGUGGAUGAUUCGUGAGGUCAAGAAGUGUGGCGAGAAGAAUGAAAACCUCCAGGCCGGAGUGCAUUGGUGUCAUAGUCUUGAGCCGUUUGAACAAGCCAUGAAGGAUUCCACCCGGAGAAUGGAAGCAACUCACGGAUUCAUGCAUGAUUGUCUUGCCUUUGGCUACGGAACUGGAUUCGUCAAGGUUCUUAUGUGGAAAUUCAUGGAAUGGCUUCCUUUCCUAACCCGCUGGGAACUUGACGACACCACCAACAAGAACGUCAAGUUCUUGGGAUGGAAAGCAGUAACAUUCCCUCCUAACGGUGGCUCAUACCGUGACAUCCCACGCGGUGCAGUCCUGCACCAGUCAUUGUUGGAUCGUCUUCAGACCUUCUCUACAUACGAGCCUGGGAACAACCACGGUGACCAGACUAAGGACUGCUUCAAGGGUCGCAACAAGGCGCUUGUCUACACCGGCAAGGACAUGGAAGAUCCCCCGCUUACGGAAAAAGGCGAGGGCCAAUGCUCUCUCCUCCGGGAGAACCUCCUCGAGACUUUCUCCGAUGCAGUAGAAAACCCUGAUGCUGUGGCAAUCAUCGUGAGUCCUAUGCGGCGUACGCUCCAGACAGCUAUGCUUUCUCUUGGCUGGCUGGUCGAACGGGGCGUUAAAAUCGAAGGAAACGCAGACUGGCAGGAAAACUCGGCCAAGCCUUGUGAUACAGGAAGCCCCAUCUCUUCCGUCUCGCCAGACUUCCCCAAAGUCAACAUGUCCAAUGUCGAUGCCCUGUGGCCAGAUAAGACAUCACCAGCUGCUGAGCGCUACGCAUACUCCAAGAAGUCUAUCUUGGCUCGAGGACGUCGUGCCCUUGAGGAUCUCCACAAAAGACCUGAGAAGCUCAUCUUUGUCGUGUCGCACUCUGGGUUUUUGAGACUUGGUGUUGUGGGAUAUUGGUUCUUUAACAGUGACUACCGUGUGUUUGAUUUUGAGGCAGAACGCGGUGACGAGGGCGAAUUGAGAGUUAAACAACAGGACCGGACGCUUUCUGGUGGUUUAGGUCUUUCGUUCACCGACCCUGUUGCUCUUGGACUUGAUUUGCCUGAGGAGGACCCUGAGGCUGAUCCGAGUGCCAAAGAAUAA
Fusarium sp. VM40 is the source of this 2268-nucleotide messenger RNA. Lineage: Eukaryota; Fungi; Ascomycota; Sordariomycetes; Hypocreales; Nectriaceae. The record is from the annotation of a GenBank genome assembly.